AUGGACCCAUCCCUAUUGUCUACCGCAUCCAUCAUCUCUGCGUCUGCUUCCACCACUCCUCGGAUGGCUUCCGCCAGCUCGAGCGCGCUCAAUGCGGGAGGAGCCAACGCGAACGUGUUUCGCACGCAGUAUGGGACCCUCACGCGCGCAGACCCUGCUGGACUUGCAGAGCUAGCUGGCAUGACUACAGACGGCGGACCGAGCAAUGCGACACACGCUAAAACGGUAGAUGAUGACGACGAUGCAGAUCUCGGCAUUUUCGAGACCGGAUCCGGUGAUGAGGAUGGAGACGACUCGGACGAAGAGGGCGGCGGCAAAAAAAGACGCGGCAAGCGCGCAAAGGCUGGAAACGGUGGUGCGUCUGGAUCGCAAGGCGACGGUAAGGGCGAAGCAGAUAGCACGACUGGACGACGCAAGAUCCGCAUCGAAUUCAUCGAAGACGAUAGCAGAAGGCACAUCACCUUUAGCAAGAGAAAGGCAGGCAUCAUGAAAAAGGUCAGUUGAGCCGCGCACCCAUUAGCGCGGAACGCGACCGCAUGCAGAUCAUCGAUCUCGCCCAUCGGUGCCCUGGGACGUCUGCGCUUUCUCAUGCUCACAUGCGCGACUUUUCCCGUGUCAUCCCUGUUGCCCCCCGACAGGCGUACGAACUUGCCACGCUUACCGGCACGCAGAUUUUGCUGCUUGUUGUGUCUCAAACUGGCUUGGUGUACACCUUCACUACUCCCAAGCUAGCGCCCGUAGUCAAAGAAACGACGGGCAAGGACCUCAUCCGAAGAUGUCUAGAGUCCGACGACUACGGCGCGGAUGGACUUGCUGGGGACGUGCCGGCAGAGCGCAAGAAGGGUGGGGAGCAGAUGCCUCGAGAGCCGAGCGCAUCGGGCAAGCGUAAGCGCAGCACGGCCUCUUCUACUUCUCGAAGAAAUGCAGCUGCAGCUGCUUCGGCAGCCGUGGGCGAAUCCAUGUCCAGGCAAGGAAGCGGGAGCAGCAGCAGCGAUCAGUACAGUCACGACUCGCACGUUGGAGAGUACGCUCGUAGUGCCCUUUCCUCCCAUCAUAUGCUCCACCAAGCUGGCAACGGUGGGAUGGGAAUGAUGAGCGGUGGACCGCACAGCAGCCCUCUGGUCGGCGGGUAUGGAUUGCCUGGUCUUCCCUACUAUUCGCCGACGACGACAUCCUACGAUUUUUCGACCAACACGCAGGCCAUCAACAAUGCUCAUCAGACCCAUCUUUCGCCCCACGCAAGCAUGCAAUACGGUCUUCCACCUCAAUCGCCGACCACUUGGGGUUUCAGCUUCGAGCAGCAGCAGCAACAACAGUCGCACGGUCAGACGAGCAGCGGCAUGUCUUCGCACCAAGCCCAACAUUCCGGCAACGUCGGUCAGCCUCAACAUCAGGCGCGCGGGAGCGGACAAGCUCACUUGCUUCCCUACGAUCAAGACGCUGCUCAGCACAGUCUAGGACUCAACCUUGGCAACCAAUGGUCGGUGGCUGCGGGCGGCAUGAGCGCCACUGACCUUCACCGUCAAAGUCAUCUCUCUCCGCACGGAUACACGACUGGCCUGCCCAAGACCGAUGCUGGUCCUCAGAACUGGACUCGCGGCUAA
This is a messenger RNA of Ceraceosorus bombacis, 1604 nucleotides long. The record is from the annotation of a GenBank genome assembly. NCBI's taxonomy places the organism in Eukaryota, Fungi, Basidiomycota, Exobasidiomycetes, Ceraceosorales, Ceraceosoraceae.